GGCAGGAACCAGCCCCGGGACCCCGGGACCGGGCAGCAGCUGUGCCCCCAGCUCCCCCAUGGCGCUGCCCCCCCUGGGGGGGCUCCGGGGGCCCCGCCGGGGCAGCCUGCCCCUGCCCCCCAGGAACCAGCUGCGGCGGGAGGCAGCGGUGGAGGAGCCGGACUCGCCCCCCGAGUCGCCGGGGGGGUCGCCGGGGGGGCCCUACCGGGUGGUGCUGGCCGGCGAGAGCGGCGUGGGGAAGACGGCGCUGGCCGGCAUCUUCGGGGGGCUGCCGGACGGAGCCCCCCGCGAGGACGAGCCCGCCGCGGACACGUACGAGCGCCGCCUGUCGGUGGACGAGGAGCUCACAACCUUGAUCCUCUACGACAUCUGGGACCAGGGCGAGGCGGGCGGUUGGCUGCAGGAGUCGUGUCUGCAGACGGGCGACGCCUUCCUGCUCGUCUUCUCGGUGACUGACCGGCGCAGCUUCAGCCGCAUCCCCCAGACCCUGCUGCGCCUGCGGGAGGGGAGCCCCCACCCCGACCCCCCCGUCAUCCUGGUGGCCAACAAGAGCGACCUGGCGCGCUCCCGCGAGGUCUCGCUGGAGGAGGGCCGCAGUCUGGCCGUGAUGCUGAGCUGCAAACACAUUGAGACGUCGGCCGCGCUGCACCACAACACACGGGAGCUGUUCGAGGGGGCCGUGCGCCAGAUCCGCCUGCGCCGGCACCGGCCGGCUGGGGCCGGGGGCCCGGGCGGGCGCCGCGAGAGCCUCACCAAGAAAGCCAAGCGCUUCCUCUCCAGCCUGGUUCCACGCAACGGCCGCUUCUUCAAGCAACGCUCCAAGUCCUGCAACGACCUCUCCGUGCUGUGAACCGGCCCUUUAAGAGGCAGCCUCCCCCACCCGUCAGCGGAUCUGCUCCCGGGCGGAGACUCCCACAAUCCCCUUGGCUUCGCGCUUCCCCGGCCUCCACGUUGCCGGCUGGAUGAGACUUAAUUUUUGUCCUCUGUAGUUGCGCGCCUCACCUUUAAGAUGACCUUAAAGGCGCUGUGUUUCGUUGGACAAUCGGGGACGUAGCGCACCGGAGUUUUUUUUGUCUGCCGUAGCCACGCACUUUUCCCCUUUAAGAAGGUGGUGAAGAAGCUGUGGCAAUGGGACAUGCCAGGCAGCCUUUGCGCUGGAUUUUGUUUGCCGUAGUUGUGCGCGUCGCCUUUAAGAGGGACUUAACAGCGCCACAUCGUUGGAGAGGCCUGGCCGCCUUUGGGCUGGGCUUCUUCUGUGUGUCUCUCCCCUUUAAGAGGGUCUUGAAUCUCAGCAAGAGUUUUUAAGGUUCCACCUCCAAGGAGAAUUUGUUAGUUGCCCUCCAUGUUUGGACACUUCACCUUUAAGGGGGUAUUAAAGGCCUCCUCCAAGCCAAAGCCUGUUUUAUUUGCCUGCCACACUUCUGCCCCUCACCUUUAAGAGGGGCUUAAAGGUGCCAGCUUGGAACUCUUUGAACAGGCGGCUGAUGGAUGGCUUUAAACUGGAUUUAAUAUUUGACCGCUGCAAUUGUGUGCUGCACCUUUAAGAGGAUUUUAAAGGCAUGGACUUCGAUCGAGCCUUAUUAUUUGUCCUCCACAUUUCUUGAAUACACCGACCUGAGAAUGUUAUACUGAGACACUGUCUGGCUUUGUCCUGGACUCAGUAUUUACCCUCCACACCUCUGCACCUCACCUUUAAGAGACUCUUAAAGUCACCAGCUGGGGAACGAGUUAAUCAGCUACUUCAGCGCUUCGACCUGGAAGCUUUAUUUCUUUAUUUACUGUCCUCCAGAUUUGUGCACUUUUCCUUGCACGAGCUCUCAAAGGUACUGGGCUUCCCCUCCUCCAUAUUUGUGCCCCUCACCUUUACGACGCUCCGUGGGAGCCGGCGGCCGAGGCAGGACGUGGCCUGCCACAUGUGGGCACCUCCCCUUUAAGAGCAUGUUAAAGGCACGACUCCGGUCACAUUGUCUUUGGCUAGCUUUUUUCCUGGAAAAAUGAGUAUUUGCCCUCCCACGCUAUGAUACGCAGCGUUAAAAAGCUCUUAAAGAGACAGAGCUGGGGCCCGUUGAGUGGGUUACUUUGUAAACCUCCUAUUUAAGAGGCUCGUAAAGGCAUCAAGUUGGGACACCCUCCCCCACAGGCCAUUGUGAUUUGUCCAUGUGCACCUCCCCUUUAAGAACAGCUAAAAAGGCACCAACUGGACAACCUGCCCUAGCAAACCACCCCUUUAAGAGAGAGAGACUUAAAGGCACAGGCGGAUUCUCCCCUCUGGGUCUCUGCUUUAAUUUCCCAGGGACCCCCCCACCUCGGAUGGGCU
Messenger RNA from Mauremys mutica (yellowpond turtle), 2317 nucleotides. Its product is annotated as GTP-binding protein REM 2-like. The transcript is spliced from 5 exons. Lineage: Eukaryota; Metazoa; Chordata; Testudines; Geoemydidae. The coding region runs from base 59 to 850 and encodes 263 amino acids. The record is from RefSeq and is a predicted model, not a curated record. Gene Ontology annotation, cellular component: plasma membrane. Gene Ontology annotation, molecular function: calcium channel regulator activity; GTPase activity; GTP binding.